GGAACCCGGUGCCGGGAACCCGGAAGCGCCGGUGCGGGCGCGGGGCGGCCGGGAUGGCGGGGCCCGGCUGGGGCCCCCCGCGGCUGGACGGCUUCAUCCUCACCGAGCGCCUGGGCAGCGGCACGUACGCCACGGUGUACAAGGCCUACGCCAAGAAGGACACUCGAGAGGUGGUAGCCAUAAAGUGCGUGGCCAAGAAGAGUCUCAACAAGGCAUCCGUGGAAAACCUCCUGACAGAGAUUGAGAUCCUCAAGGGCAUUCGACACCCCCACAUUGUACACCUGAAAGAUUUCCAGUGGGACAGUGACAACAUCUAUCUCAUCAUGGAGUUCUGUGCAGGGGGAGACCUGUCUCGCUUCAUCCACACGCGCAGGAUUCUUCCUGAGAAGGUGGCUCGCAUCUUCAUGCAGCAGUUGGCCAGUGCCCUGCAGUUUCUGCACGAACGGAACAUCUCUCACCUGGAUCUGAAGCCACAGAACAUUCUGUUGAGCUCCUUGGAGAAACCCCACCUUAAACUGGCAGACUUCGGUUUCGCACAGCACAUGUCCCCUUGGGACGAGAAGCACGUGCUCCGGGGCUCCCCUCUCUACAUGGCCCCCGAGAUGGUGUGUCGGCGGCAGUACGACGCCCGGGUGGACCUCUGGUCCGUGGGUGUCAUCCUGUAUGAAGCCCUCUUCGGGCAGCCCCCCUUCGCCUCCAGGUCGUUCUCAGAGCUGGAAGAGAAGAUCCGGAGCAGCCGGGCUGUGGAGCUCCCGCUGCAGCCCCUGCUCUCUCGAGAUUGCCGUGACCUGCUGAAGCGGCUCCUGGAGCGAGACCCCGGCCGCCGCAUCUCCUUCCAGGACUUCUUUGCCCACCCCUGGGUGGACCUGGAGCACAUGCCCAGUGGGGACAGCCUGGCGCAAGCUACCGCCUUGGUGGUGCAGGCAGUGAAGAAGGACCAGGAAGGCGACGCCGCGGCUGCCUUAUCUCUCUACUGCAAGGCGCUGGACUUCUUUGUGCCUGCCCUACACUAUGAGGUGGACGCCCAGCGGAAGGAAGCAAUCAAGGCCAAGGUGGGGCAGUAUGUGUCCCGGGCUGAGGAGCUCAAGGCCAUCGUCUCCUCUUCCAGUCAGGCCCUGCUGGGGCAGGGAGCCUCUGCUCGAGACUUGCUCAAAGAGAUGGCCCGAGACAAGCCACGCCUCCUCGCUGCCCUGGAAGUGGCUUCGGCUGCCACGGCCAAGGAGGAGGAAGCUGGUGGGGAGCAGGACGCCCUGGUCCUGUACCAGCACGUCCUGGGGGAGCUGCUGCUGCUGCUGGCAGCGGAGCCCCCAGGCCGGAGGCGGGAGCUGCUUCAUACUGAGGUUCAGAACCUCAUGGCUCGAGCUGAAUACCUGAAGGAGCAGAUUAAGAUGAGGGAUUCUCACUGGGGAGCCGAGGCCUUGGAUAAAGAAGGGAUGUUGGAGUCUGUUCGCAGCUCUUGUACUCUCCAGUGACCCCGGAAAGAUGACUGGACACCCCAUCUGGAGUUAGGGGAGCAUAACCCAGGCUGACGUCCAGGAUUCUUUGGUCCUCUGCAAAGCAGGCUUCCUGGGUGGGCCACUAUAGCCCCCACAUUUUAAGCUCUCUAGCCCCCCUCAGAAUGCUCUCCAGUCCCCAAAGUGCUGAAGACUGAUGUCAUCUUCUGGAAGCACUGGGCCUGGGCCCCGAGCACGGUGUGGAUGUUUAAGCCCGGACUCUGGAAAGAUGAUUCUUAAAUAUGACUUUUUUUUGGUGGCUGCUGGGUCUGGAGCCUGUUGAGUGGAGGCAUGAAAAUCCUGGCUUUGCUCUGAGAGGAGGACAAGGUUCUUUCUUGGCCCUCCCUGCCAGCAGGCAGCUGUCCUCCCUGGGAAACCUUACUGCCGCUCACCUCCUGUGCACUGGAAUGAGAUACCCCAAGACCCCUCAGGGAUGACCCCACCCUACAGAACUCCAGUCUUCCUGGGAAUGACCACCCCUACCCUCACUGUGUUAAGAUAAUCCUUGAAGCAUGAAAAUAAUGUACUUUGUACUGUGGCGAGUGGGGCAAAUAUGAGAAACUCACACCUUGUUCCUGCCCGGGCACAAGGGGAAGGGGGGUGGCCUCAGUCCUCAUCCUUCUCCCUCCAUCCUUCUUCCGUCAACACCCCUUCUUUGUCAAAAAACUGGUUCUGGCCUGGGAGGAAGAAGCAUGUGGCUACCUGACCCCUUGGGCUUCGGGGGACCCAACAAUCAAGGAGACCCUGUUCUCAGUCUCACACUGCCGCUACCCAUGCGACUCCCCCCCCAUCUCUCCAGGGGGGCUGCUAACAGCACCCCCCGCCCCUGCAUGUACAAACACACGGGCCCUGGAGAGGAAUGUACGCCUGGAAUUAUUGGGGGGGUUUCUUUAUAAAAAAAAUCAGAGGGUGUUGAUAAUUUCUAGCCCUUUUGCCCUUAAAAGCCUCUGUGGAGCCAGUAACCUAUCUCCCUUCGGGGGGCUGGGUGUAAAGAAUGUAUAUAAUUCAUUGUUUCACUAUUAAAUUAUUUUCUGAAACUGCUU
This is a messenger RNA of Talpa occidentalis (Iberian mole), 2536 nucleotides long. It is a transcript of the gene ULK3, whose product is annotated as unc-51 like kinase 3. Gene Ontology annotation, molecular function: ATP binding; protein serine/threonine kinase activity. Gene Ontology annotation, cellular component: cytoplasm; autophagosome. NCBI's taxonomy places the organism in Eukaryota, Metazoa, Chordata, Mammalia, Eulipotyphla, Talpidae. The coding region runs from base 54 to 1472 and encodes 472 amino acids. The transcript has 16 exons. The record is from RefSeq and is a predicted model, not a curated record. Gene Ontology annotation, biological process: autophagy; peptidyl-serine phosphorylation; protein autophosphorylation.